Messenger RNA from Branchiostoma floridae (Florida lancelet), 6839 nucleotides. Its product is annotated as serine/threonine-protein kinase PRP4 homolog. Gene Ontology annotation, molecular function: ATP binding; protein serine/threonine kinase activity. The record is from RefSeq and is a predicted model, not a curated record. Bases 87 to 3035 code for a protein of 982 amino acids. Gene Ontology annotation, biological process: peptidyl-serine phosphorylation; peptidyl-threonine phosphorylation; mRNA cis splicing, via spliceosome. The transcript has 13 exons. Lineage: Eukaryota; Metazoa; Chordata; Leptocardii; Amphioxiformes; Branchiostomatidae.
GAAUGUCAAGGGAUAGAUGAGGUGAGGUGAGAGAAUGUAACGUUACAUCCAAACAUCUGCUCGGAUUGUCCUUACUUACCUAUUGCAUGCUGGGACUGGUACGUCAUAGUGUCAUCAUGGCGGCCAUGAUGAUGGAGAUUGGUGGCGAGCCGCCGGUCACUGCAGAAUUAACGGAGGACAGUGAUUCAGGUAGUCCUGAAGCAGCUGCCAGUGCUGAGAAUGGAAGUGACAGUGAUGAAGAAAAUACACAGGUGUCUUCUAAGGAGGAGAAAAAGAGGCACGGCCAUCACGGUAAGAAGAAGCACAAGCACCAGAAGAAACACAAGAAACACAAACACAAGCAUUCCGAGGAGGAGGACCGGAGACGGAGGCACAAGCACAAGAAGAGGCGGCACAGUCAGGAGGAGGUGAAGGAGGGGGGUGCAGCACUGAAGAAAAUAAAGGUCAGGCUUCAACAUCCUGUCGAUGACUCGGCAAAUCUUGAGGAACUGGAGGAAGUAAAAGCUCGUAUCCAGGCCGAGCUGGAGAAGAACCACGCGGACGGCAGUAAGAUCAACGCCAUGGGUCUCAUCGCCCAGGGUUACGCUGGCACCGACGAGGAGGAAGAGGAAGGGGAGGUCAUUGAUUUGACAGAAGAUGACCCCAAAGUUCCCACGGACUCUGGGAAAUCACAGCAUGCAGACAACCAUUCGUCCAAAUCCCGACACAGGGGAAACAGGUCCACAUCCCCCAGGCACAAACCUGAGCGAGACAGAAGAAGAAAGUCGGGAGAAGACGUGAGGAGGAGAAGCAAGUCCCCAGACAGAGGUAGAGUUAGUCGUCGCAGUCGGUCCCCGGACAGAAAGUCCCGCGUGUCUCCUCGGAAAGAUAGGGAGGAGAGAGUCGUCAAGAGAAGUAAGUCCCCCAGGAAACGCAGCAUCUCACCAAAGAGAAGGAGUCGGUCUCCCCGCGAGAAGAGUAGAGUAAGGCGGCGCAGUAGUAAAUCACCCAGUACUCAGGACAAUAAUAGAGUAAAGAAGACCAGAUCUCCUGACAAAGUGGAACAGUCUUCUCAGGAAAAGACUAAAGAGGACUCAAAGAAAGCUGUAUCUCCCCAAAGAGCAUCCUCAAGACGUCAGAACAGUCGUUCCUUGGAUAGGGAAAAGGUUCGUAGCAGGACUCCAACAAAGAAGAGUAGAAGCCCCCCUGUCAGGAGACCAAGAAGUCCAGACCCUGUGGAUGAAAGGAAGAAAAGAAUAAGUCCAGCCCCCAACAUAAGACAACGGUCCCCCAUCAGACGCCGUUCAAGAACGCCACCAGGGAGGAGAAAGAGUCUGUCCCCAUUCGGCAGAGGGAGACCACGACGAUCGCCGUCACCAAGGAGAUUAUCGCGAAGAUCGCGCUCACCCAUGGGAAGACGGAGGUCUCCUUUGCGACGGAGUCGGUCGGGGUCUCGACACAGAUACAGGAGGAGGUCCCACUCCAGAGAUCGGGAUAGAAGACGCAGGAGCAGGUCACCCGAGGACAAGUUCAAGGGAAGCUUGUCUGAAGGCAUGGCCAUGAAGAAGGAAGACUCCUCGGAUGAAGGUUUGGAAGACUUUGAGAUUCCUGAUGAUGAUGAAGACGAGGAGGCAAUCAUCGAACGUCGCAGGAAGGAGAGACUUGCAAUUCUACAGAAAUAUCAAAAAGAGAGCUCAGACAACAGCGGGUCUGUGUCCACACCUCUACCAACAGACUCUGAUGAGGACUCUGACAAUGACGGAGCGAACACCCCUGACAGCGUGCUGGUCGGGGACCGGGCGGCAGAAGACUUUGCCCAGGACGCUAAGAUUGAGGACGAUUUCGAGGCCUCCAUCAAUGCAAAGCUGAGCACUAUUACUGGAGCUGUGAAGAAGGGUGCUGAGGAGACAGAGGACUCUACGGGGAGUGGUGGAAACGACAUGUUCACAGAUGACAUCUUCGGAGAUAAGGGCUCAGGCUCUGGUGGUCGGAUGAUCCACGAAGCUACAGACAAUCCUCAUCUUACAGAGAACUGGGAUGACCAGGAGGGAUAUUACCGUGUGCGUAUCGGUGAGACACUGGACAGGCGGUAUGUCGUGUACGGCUUCACCGGGCAGGGAGUCUUCAGCAACGUGGUGCGAGCAAGGGACGAGGCUCGCGCCAAACAAGACGUCGCCAUCAAGAUUAUACGGAACAACGAGAUGAUGCACAAGACUGGUCUGAAGGAGCUGGAGUUCCUGAAGAAGUUGAAUGAUGCUGACCCAGAAGACAAGUUCCACUGUCUCCGUCUGCUGCGAGACUUCUACCACAAGAACCAUCUCUGCUUAGUGUUUGAGCCACUCAGCAUGAACCUACGGGAGGUUCUAAAGAAGUACGGGCGAGACGUGGGCCUGCACGUGAAGGCGGUGCGCUCCUACUCCCAGCAGCUCUUCCUGGCGCUCAAGCUUCUCAAGCGCUGCAACAUCCUUCAUGCUGACAUCAAACCUGACAACAUUCUGGUGAAUUCAUCAAAGGUAGUGUUGAAGCUGUGUGAUUUUGGUUCAGCUUCACACAGCGCUGACAACGACAUCACCCCCUACCUGGUCAGUAGGUUCUACAGGGCCCCGGAAAUCAUUAUAGGGAAAGGCUACGACUUUGCCAUAGACAUGUGGAGCGUGGGCUGUACCAUCUAUGAACUGUACACGGGGAAGAUCCUGUACCCGGGGAAGACAAACAACCACAUGCUGAAGCUGAUGAUGGACCUGAAGGGGAAGAUCCCCAACAAGAUGAUCAGGAAGGGCAUGUUCAAGGACCAACACUUCGACCCUCAGUGCAACUUUAUGUACGUGGAAGUAGACAAAGUCACACAGAGGGAAAAGGUGACCGUGAUGACAUCCAUCAACGCCACGCGGGACCUGAUGGCGGACAUGCUGGGGUACUCGCGCCUCCCGGAGGACCAGAUGCGCAAGCUGACCCAGCUGAGCGACUUCCUCCACAAGGUCCUGAUGCUGGACCCCUCCAAACGUAUCUCCAUCAACCAGGCCCUCACCCACCCCUUCAUACAGGAGAAAAUAUAACUUAACCACUAGCAGGUUUUUCCUCACAGAUAGAUAAGACUGUAUAAUACAAGAAACAGGCUAAUGUGUUGCACAACAUUACAACUAGUGCAACAUGGUGCUUGGAAAGCAGGCAUAACAAAGACAGUGGUGUCCAUAGAUCAGUAUGUUAUCCAGGUAAAUGUGUGUAGAAAUUUUAGUACAUGUAUGUGUAUAUGUAUUUGUUCGUAGGGGAGGAACAUUAGACCAACAACUUGGCCAGGGCAAUGAUACUACUUUGCUAUUUUCUUUCACUGAUUUCAACGAAUCUACUUGAUUUAUUGUACGUAGGCACAAAAUUGAAUGAUAGAAAAAGGAAAAAAAUUGUUCAUGGUAUUUUAACAAUACCCUAGACACAUCUUUGUUUCUAAGUUAGGAUAUGGUGUUUCAGGUUUAGGAAAAUUUAGCGGAAACGGUGACAAGAGUGGACUUUUGUCUUAUUGCUAUCAUUAUGGAACAUUAAGAUGAGAUGGUCUGGAUAGCAGACAAAAAACAUAAGAUGUGCCUAUAAUUAAUCCAUAAGGAUUGUCAAUGACCUGUUUAUUUUGUUGCAUCUUGUUUAUGAUUUUACAGAUCAGCAUGUAAAGAGGUUUUUCUUCUGGCCUGAGUCAAUACCAAGGGUAAUUCAGAUUUAUUAUACCUGUACUUAAAACUUUACUUGUCACCCAUGCAGAAUACUUGUUUUGCAGAUGUUUGUUUUUGCUGUAGGUGGCACCCUCUCUGCGAGACCAAGUCCCCGCCGUGUGGUCGGACAGCCUACCAGCCUCUGCGCAUCCAAAAUGCCGAAUUUGGUUGGGCGGUCUCACACUAAGGUAACACGCACAUGCCCUCCCACAGAAAUAGUGUUGAAUGGCAUCUGACCACAUGGCAGUGGAUUCUGUCUCAUUGAGGGUGCCUGCAUGAGUGUUUUUUCUUUUCUGUGAGAGAAAAAAAAAGACGGUUGUUGACGAAUCAUAGAACCUUAUCCUAACAAUGCUCAUGUUGGCUGUGAUACACGUUGCAACUGAAAGCAAAGAAGCAAAGUACUAAACAAAAGACUAAUAUGAUUGAAUAGGUAUUUAGAAAUGGUUAUGGUUAGUGCAACAGUAUCUAGCCUGUAUGAGCAUUGUUAAUAGAGUUUAUACUUAAGAUUGUUGUGGAUGUAGUAGAGACAAUGUCAGCACCUGUAUGUGUAGCUAAGUCCCUCCUCUCUCAGCGGACUCGUGCUGUACUCAACAGUAAGUACCAAACUCGACUGUACUUAACUAGAGCUACCCAAACUGACAAGGCACCACGGUGUUUAGAAUUGCUGUGUACUCAGUGUUAUUAACUAUCAUGAAUACACCAAGUAACAAACAGACAUGGUGACUUGUAAGGUGGAGGCAUUGGCUGUGACGCAUAUAUGACGACGAAUAUGUUGAGAAUAAAAUGCCGUCUGCAAAAAAUCUUGGACUGAAUUGUUUUGUAACACUCAUUCCCCUUUCUUAGCACAGAGCUUCUUGGCUGACCAAAUCUUGACAAGAUUCAAACACAUUUGUAAAACAGAAGUUCUUGUUUCUAACUUUUUGUAUUCUAAGGGUAAUUUGAUCAGUAAAUUCUGUGUGUGAACAGUUUACUUUACAAGCCAGAGCUCUGUGGAAUCUUGUCCUUGAGAGAACUCAUAGUGCAUCAGGAACUAACUUCAGACUUUACCUUUUGCAUAUGUCCUCCCCACAAUGUUGGAUGGAGUACAAGAAGAGCCUACUCCUGUCCAGGGCGUGGCCACGGAUUGAGCCGUACGGAUCUCCUUAAGGAACCCAGUCCAGCCUCUGAAGGUGUUAUAGGCAAGGGACUGCCGACAGAUACCUCAUGACCUAUCCGUAAUGCUUUGUUCUAUGUUCCAAUCUUUUGGGUGUAUUGACCUACAUAUUCCAUGGCCGUAGUUGCUCUUUGCAUGAAGGUUCCAUUCAGUUAUCUUAUGGGAUGUACGUACUCAAACUUAGUCAACUUGAAAAGUAGAAAAGAAACCUGCUCCCUGAAUAACUCUUAAAACUUUUGAAGCGAUCAAACAAACUAGUAUGCAGAGUUUCAUUGAAAAGGAAAGUUCAUAUGCAAACCUAUGCACUUAAGUAAGUUUCUCCAACCUUUCUAUUGCUGACCUGACAAUGACAAUGUGUCCAUAUAAAUUGCAGGGGCCAGUGAAGUUACAAACCACACAGUUGUGCUCCCAAGAUUUACAGCUUGUGCAAUCUGUGUAUUUUACAUGUUUUCUCUCCACAACAGAAAGGUGCAAGGAAGUAAUGUUCAUGUAUUUUCCAGUCACAAGCAUAUCUACACUAACACUCCACCCGUGUGUAUAGAAGUCAAGCAAUGAUAAACAAUGAUCCUUUGCCGCACUUUUAACUGUUACUGAGUUGCCACCCUCUGCAUCUGUUGCCAAGUAAAAGUUGGAAAGAAAUCCUCGCAGUACAGCUUUGUAACAUUGUUGUACAGCUUUGGUUCUAGUUAAUGAAUGUCUUAAAGAUAAAUCAUAUAACAGUCAAAGGUAAUAGAUAAGAGUUGGUGUUUAUGUUAGCUUUUAUCAAAAACCUCUAAAGAGUAGGAUACAUCUAUGCAGAUUUGAGAUCAUUAAUUGUCCCGAUGCAUGAUUUAUCUUUAAAGACAAAAAGAAGGAAGAGAAAGGUCUGUAGAAGUUGGCAGCUCACUUUUACGAUCUCAACAAUGGAAGGAGAUAAACGUGUCUUCACUUUCUGUCUUCCACAGGUCAAGAAGGAACCCCCGAGAAGGAGCCCAGAACAAUAAGGUUUCUGAUAAGAUAGUCUGAUAAGCCAUUUUCAGCUUCAGUAAAAUGCUGUCAAAAUCACUUUGCUAACAUCCCCCACAAAAGUGAACAGCAAAUCUGCUGUAUUUUACCAUGUUUAUGUCUUGUGUGUGAUUAUUUUUUUCAUCAAACAGUACCCUAUAAAUUACAAAGCAGUUUGAGCAAGUUUCAUGCAAUUUCUUCAUCCAAUGUACAAGCUAUGAAGCUCCAGAUAUUUGAGGUCCGUAAGCUUUGUUUGGAAUUUUUGAAAACAUUGUAGAGUUCGAUUGGAACAAGUUUUUGUGGCUAUAGUGUUUCAGUGUCACCGUUCAUCAAAAUACAAGUCAUAAUUUGAUGCAUAAUGAAAUUGACAAUUGACCCAAAAUCUACCUUCUGGUACGCAAACCAGGGCUGUCUCCAUCUCCUUUGUUAGGGAGCCCAAAUUUUCAUUGUUAGAUUUGUCAUUUUUAGCUUACAAAGAUACAUGUAAAUUUUCUUCAAAUCCAAGUUAUAAAGUUCAUAUAUUGACCCUCAGGGUAAAAUUUUUGUCCAUCCCAACAAGUAAAUUUCCGUCCCUGAACAGAGGAACAGGUCCUGGAGACAGCUCUGAUACAAACAGAAAAACAAUGGGAUAAUUUUGCUGUUUUGCUGCCACUACCGAAAGUUUCCUUGCAGCUGUAAUGGAUCCUUCCAAACAUCUUACAAUAACCCAGGUUUGUGCUGCUUCCUCCUGUCCUGUUCUACAGGUGAGUUAGGGAAGGUGAGUGACUUCCUUCAUCAACAGCCUACCACCUCAGGCGUACAGUUAGAACGUCAAGGACACAGAAGAAGGACCAAGUGUGUGAAGAUGAUGCUCCGACCGUUGUGUAGGAAACUUUAAGCAGCAGCAUUCUCUACAAAUCAUUCUCUUGGUUUCAAAUAUUUUUUUUUUUUUUAUAGUGAAGAAGCUGGCAGCAUAUUAAAGGCCAUACUGAUUUGCUUAUAUGGAUGACAUCCCCUGGGCAUCCUUAAAUUGAUGCAAGCAUUUU